AUGUAUGUUAAGAUCGAGACGUCAAGAUUAGAUUAUUUCCGUAGCAAACAACAACAUAUUCGAUCUGAGUUAUAUCAAGGUAUUGUUGAUACCAUUACACUUGGGGAAACUGAUGCUUCUAAUGUUGGAAAACGGAUUAUUCUGCCUUCGCCAUUUAUUGGGGGUCCAAGAGAUAUGCAAAAAAGAUAUAUGAAAGUAAUGGCUUUAGUUCAGCGUUAUGGUAAACCAGACAUUUUUUUAACAAUGACGUGCAAUCCAAACUGGCAAAAAAUUUCAAAUGAAUUACGCUUGCAUGAGGAGAGUCAAAAUCGGCCUAAUUUGGUUGCUCGGGUCUUUCGUGCAAAAUUAGAAGAAUUAAAGGAUCGAUUAUUCAAGCAGCAGAUAUUUGGAAAAGUCUUGGCAUAUGUUUAUGUUAUUGAGCACCAAAAAAGAGGGCUUCCACAUGCGCAUUUUUUAAUUAUAUUACAGAGGAAUUGGAAACUCUAUGCGCCUGAAUCUUUUGAUGAGAUUGUAUCGGCAGAAAUACCUGAUAAAAAUACAAAUUUGCACUUGCAUAAAGCUGUUAUCAAGCAUAUGAUGCAUGGACCAUGUGGAGUGUUGAAUCCAACAAAUGUUUGCAUGAAAAAAAAUGGUUGUUGCAAAAGCCAAUAUCCAAAAAGUUAUGCAUCAGGUACGACUGUUGGAAAUGAUUGCUUCCCAAUAUAUAAGCGUUCUGACAAUGGAAUAACUGUCAAACUGAGAGGCCAUAAUUUGGAUAACCGUUGGGUCGUUCCAUAUAAUCCAUAUUUGCUUGCAACAUUUGACUGUCACAUUAAUGUGGAGAUUUGUUCUACGAUAAAAGCAGUCAAAUAUCUUUAUAAGUACGUUUACAAAGGGCAUGAUCAUGUUGCUUUCAAUUUGGUUUCCGAACAAACCAAUCAACAAAUUGACGAAAUCCAACAAUUCCAAUCGGCCCGAUGGAUUGCUCCACCUGAAGCUAUGUGGAGAAUAUAUGGCUUCAUUGUUAAUGAAAUGUACCCAUGA
Carya illinoinensis is the source of this 1023-nucleotide messenger RNA. RefSeq lists its product as uncharacterized. The transcript has a single exon. Lineage: Eukaryota; Viridiplantae; Streptophyta; Magnoliopsida; Fagales; Juglandaceae. Bases 1 to 1023 code for a protein of 340 amino acids. The record is from RefSeq and is a predicted model, not a curated record.